AUGUUGCUAUGCAAGCCGCAUCCCAACCUACCGCAACAUAUUCGUGUCAUUUAUGUCCGAAAUCGUUUCUAACCUCUAAGGGUUUGAACAUUCACAAAACCAAGGCUCACCGCACCUGUGUUAGUCAAGAUGAUGUCCCACUGAACUUAGGUGGCGCGCUACCGCCUCAUCAUACCCAUCCUUUUCAUAUACAGCUAAGCCAACUGAAGAACAACGUUGAGGUGGUUAAGCGGAUCCCUCGCGGGGCUAGAAUCGUCGUGGCAACUCACCUCGCACAACUGGUACAAAAGUGUUACGAGUCAAACUCACCUCAAGACUGGCAUAACCUGCUUGUUUUUCCGUAUACCAUACUUCAUGUUAAAGACGACGAUCAGAAUAUAUCAUUGACGCAAAAAAUUAAAAAUAAUUGCUCACCCCAUUCUGUCCCGCCGGUUGUACGAGAAGACCGUCCGUCAACUUUGUAUCGAAAAAACAAGAAUAUUGAAAAUAAGAUCAGUGACGGAGAUCUGAAAGGUGCCGCUCGCCUUCUUUUCUCUAGUGAUGUGUUGUCUCCGGAUAACCCUGACACUCUAUUGGCCCUGCAGGCUAAGCACCCUGCCGCUCCGGCAACCCCCUUUUUUUUUGAUCCCCCAGUACCGCCAGAGUUAUGCCUGCACAUCAAAGACGUCGAUGUUUACAACGCCGUCCUUUCUUUUAAAACUGGUUCGGCAGCUGGCUUGGACGGGCUGGCUCCUCAACACCUAAAGGACUUGACGUGCCCGUCUGUUGGAGAUGCAGGUGUGCAACUCAUCGCUUGCAUUACUAAAUUAAUAAACUUUAUGUACUCAGGUGGCGUCCACCCGGAUAUUGUACCCAUUAUAUACGGAGCAAAUUUAAUUGCACUCACUAAAAAAGAUGGAGGUGUACGGCCAAUCGCUGUGGGUUCAACGUUUCGCCGUUUGGCGUCUAAAAUAGCAGUUCGGUACAUUUUGGCAAAGUUGCAAAAAAUUUUUGAACCUGUUCAAUUAGGUUUCGGGGUCAGGGGAGGCUGUGAGGCUGCUGUGCAUGCCCUCCGGUCUUAUCUGGAGGCUGGACAGUGUGAGGUUUUACUGAAAAUCGAUGUAAAGAAUGCAUUCAAUUCUUUAAACAGAGAUAUUUUGCUUUCUGAGGUAAAAUCUCACAUUCCUGAAAUAUACAAUUACCUACUACAUUGUUAUGGGGACCCUUCGAAACUAAUGUAUCAUUCGCAUGAAUUGUCGUCCGAAGUCGGUUGCCAGCAGGGAGAUCCCCUGGGGCCGGCAAUUUUUAGUUUAGGGAUAAACCAAAUAAUUAAAAAUUUGUCAUCAAAAUUCAAUGUAUGGUAUUUGGACGACGGGACUCUAGGAGGUGACGUGGACUCUGUACUGGUCGAUCUUUCGUUGAUAAACGAUAAAUUUAGAUCCAUCGGCCUAACUUUAAAUUUCGAUAAAUGCGAACUUUACAUUCCAGAUUCCUGCGUCGUCGAUGUCAAUAGUUUAGUACAAAGGUUCAAUCAGCUGGCACCCAAUAUUAAAAUUCUCGAUAGACGUACACUUUGCCUCCUAGGAUCCCCAAUAUUCGAGGAAAGUUUUCCCGAUUACAUUCAAAAUUCUGUAUCAAAAUUCCAGGAUAAUUCUCAUCGUUUGCUCGAAAUUAGUCCCCACUAUGCACUCUCUAUUAUCAAAUUUUGUCUCUUCAUUCCAAAGUUAACAUACGUGCUCCGAUGCUGUCCUCUGUGGAAGAAUCAAGAUCUUUUAUCGCGAGUAGAUGAUUUAAUUAAAAAUAAUUUAGAGAGAGUCCUUAACAUUAAGUUUAGUGACCGGUCUUGGUGUCAAGGGUCCCUUCCCAUCAGGCACGGUGGCUUAGGCAUCCGUACGAUGUCUGGUGUAGCUUUGCCAGCUUUUUUGUCGUCGGUCCAUAGUUCCUUGGGUCUCAUAGGUAAAAUCCUUCGCACAAACUAUGAGAUCUCGGGCUUGGAAGACGCAAAAAAUGCAUGGCUGUGUGCGUGUCCCGGUCAAGACAUCCCUGAACAUCCAGAGUCACAAAGAAAUUGGGACGACCCAGUGUGCAAAUUGGCUUUAGAUACCCUUCUCGACCAGUGCGGCGGCGCUGCGGAAAGAGCUAGACUCUUGGCAGUAGGCACUAGAGAGGCUGGGCACUGGCUCCGCGCGCAUCCUUCUCCUAAAAUCGGAACUUUUUUAGAGCCCAACACGCUCCGGCUCUCGAUUUGCCUCCGUUUAGGUAUCCCGGUGUGUGCCCCUCAUCGUUGCCCCUGCGGUGCGGACGUAGACCAGUUAGGUCACCACGGUCUCUCCUGCCAGAGGAGCGCGGGCCGCUUCUCCAGGCAUGCCGCCCUUAACGACAUCAUCCGUCGGUCUCUUGCAUCGGUCAAUGUGCCUGCUCUAUUGGAGCCGACCGGCAUAUUGAGAAGUGACGGCAAGAGACCCGACGGGAUGUCUUUGAUUCCGUGGAGUAUGGGACGGGUGCUAGUGUGGGAUGCAACCUGCGUAGACACGCUGGCCCCGUCACAUCUCCACGGAACCUCUGUGAGGGCGGCAGCUGCUGCAGAGGCGGCCGAAAAUGCAAAGGUGGGGAAAUAUCGCGGUCUCGGUGCCGAAUAUAGGUUUAUUCCUUUCGGCGUCGAGACCCUGGGUCCGUGGGGUCCUGGCGCUCUGAGUCUCUUUGGAGACCUUUCAAAGAGACUCAGGGACGCAACUGGGGAUCCAAGAGCUGGCAGUUACCUCGCUCAACGCUUCAGUCUGGCAGUUCAGCGGGGUAACGCAGCCAGCAUCUUGGGGACCUUGCCGCAGGGGCCUUUUUUAGAUUUAGGUUAGUUUUAGUUUAUUUUAUUUUAGAAUAGUUUGUAUUUAGUUUAAUUGUAAUUUUAAGUUGUUUUUAUUUAUUGUUUUCGUCGUGUUAUUGUAC
Cydia amplana is the source of this 2922-nucleotide messenger RNA. RefSeq lists its product as uncharacterized. The transcript is spliced from 2 exons. The record is from RefSeq and is a predicted model, not a curated record. Bases 9 to 2831 code for a protein of 940 amino acids. NCBI's taxonomy places the organism in Eukaryota, Metazoa, Arthropoda, Insecta, Lepidoptera, Tortricidae.